AGCACAAGAAAGUGGUGGAAUAAUGAACAUUUCUACUUGUUUUAGUGAAAAUUUAAGAUUUAAAUCUACAUUAAUUUAUUAGUGGCCACCUCGGGGCAGCGCAAAAAGCUGUUAAUACAGCAUAUUAUUAUUAUUAUCACAUACUGUAUUUCCAUAUUAUAUACAUAUAUUAUCACAUACAUGUUAAAGUUGAUUGGACAAACGUGUUACAGUUGCCUAUUUACACAUCCCGCAGACACAGAGCACCAUUUGUAUGAAUUGUGGGUUGUGUUUCUGGCCGCUUGAAGAAUGUUAGCCCAGUCAUUUUUGCUGCUUUGGCUCAGACCAACUCCUGAGGUAAAUAUCUGGAACUACAGACCUGGGGGAUAAUUCUCUGUGGGUUCUUUACUACAAGCAACACCUUUUACAUGUAGCUUUUGGAUCCAUUGUAAAUAUAAAAAUAUUGAUUAGUGCAGCUUUAAAGAAUGUGAUACACUAGUAAGGAAAGAUGUUUUCUGCAGUGGGCAUAUAAAACAAAUAUGAAAUACAAACAUGAAAAUGGAUGCAGAUAAAGGAUAUCUGUUGGAAUAAUAUUACUGAACACUUGACAGAGCUUGUGCUCUGUUUGGUGCAGAUUCGCAGAUGAACACAAUCUACAUUAUUUGUGAUAAACUUCUGAUAAUUUUCAACAAGCAUUUCCAAUGUUAGAGUCUCAUUCUGCCAUUUAAAUCUAUUUCUUUUAUAUUUACUGCUGCUUUUUUUUAAAAAUGUAAUGGCAUGUGCUCAGAUGUCCUAAUUAGUCCAAAUGAGUCAUGAAAUACUGUCUUGACAAACAAACAAGCACAACAACAAUAAUCUUGAAUUUUAGGGGAAAAAAUGCACAAAUGAUUCAUGAUUUAACACCAUUGUUUGUGUGGGUGGAGGUCAUUUCUGAUCUGUGCUUCAAAAACCUGUCCAACAAGACAUUAAUCAGCCAUAAUUUUCAUGACUAAUACACUCAAUACACUUACAGCAGCCAAUGGGAGAAGAGGGAGGACAUCAAAAGAGGGGACAAGAAGAGGCAAAGGAUGGAUCACAAGAGGUUGCAGAGUGUUUAUCGAGUGGUGGAACAGGCAGUCAGAGUCAACAUGGUCAUAUCCCAGGAGCGGACAGCGUGUCUGGGGCUCUGGGUGCUCCUUUUGCUUGGUGCAGGCAUGGAGGAAGUUGUGGAGGGAUGUAGCUGCCACCCAGCACACCCACAGCAGCUAUUCUGCAGUGCUGAGAUCGUGAUAAGAGCAAAGAUCUCUGGAGAGAAGAUUGUGUCGCCUAGCAACAGCUCCUCACCUUACAUGAAGAUGAUCCAAUAUGAAAUCAAAAUGAUCAAGAUGUUCAAAGGUUUUGACAAGGCCAAGGACAUCCAGUAUGUGUACACUCCAGUCUUCUCCUCACUGUGUGGAGUGAAACUGGACUCCAACAAUAAAGCAGGGUAUCUGCUCUCAGGAAGCAUGUGGAGUGAUGGGAGAAUUUCUAUUGGCCAAUGUGACCUAGUAGAGUCCUGGGACAACUUAUCACUGUCACAAAAGAAGAAUCUCAACUACAGAUACCAGAUGGGCUGUGAAUGCAGAAUCAACACCUGUUACACAGUGCCGUGUGCGUCUACAGGAGAAAACGAGUGCUUGUGGACUGACUGGCUGCUGGAUAACAGCCUAAAUGGGGAGCAGGCUCGGCAGUACGCCUGUAUCCGCCGCUCUGACACAACCUGUAGCUGGUACCGGGGUGGACCUCCACCCGAGAAAGACUUCCUGGACAUGACUGACCCUUGACCCUGUAAUUCUGACAUUCAUUUUACUCCAUUUCACUCCUGCAAAGUCCCAAGAAACAUUUUGUGCUUUUGCUUAUAUAGAUCAAAUUUGGCAUGCAAAGUAGCAACUGAUUUGAAAAUUGGCUGAUUUUCUUUUUACAUUCGAGGGAGCUUAACCCAACUUUGAGCUUCUGUUAGCAAAGUUCAGGUGGUUGCUACAGCAAUGCUAGGAUCAUUUUUAUAAACUGCAGGGCCUUUCAGUAUUCCUCUGACUCAUUUUCUCACUUUCACACAUUCCACUUGCUGUUUUCCACAGAAUAAGAAUAUCAACAGACUAUCCUCUGCAAAUAAUUCAUCUGAGUGAAUAUUUUCUUCAUUUCUGAUGGUAAAUGCAUAACCUUGACAAAUACUGAAGACCUCAUAUUUGUUGAUGUUACUAUAGGUUAUAUAGUCAUUUUGCAUUAUUUUCUAAAAUAAGAAUAAGGAAGUUGGAAAUUUAUUGUAAAAUAACAGGAGGAAAAAAAUAGCAAAAGUGUACUUUACAUCCUGUAAACAAAUCUUCUGUACGUUAAAUUCUUGCAAGUAGACUGCAGCACUGCCACCAUUCUCCCUCAGACACAUCCAUUUUGGUGUUGAAUUUUUACCUUUAUGUAUUAUUGAAUAACUGUCCCAUGUGAAUGAAAAUGUGGUGUGUAUAUAUAGAACAAGGCAAAACCAGACAUUCCACAAUUAAUUAUAUUUUGACAAAAUCUGACACUUUAAUUAUACAUGACCAUAAUUCUUGUACAUCUAAAUCAUCAGUUUAUAAUCUCAAAUUGCUGAGAAUGUAAAUAUUGUACUUCAGUAAGAAUUAACAUUUUAAAGGCUAACCUGAUCUUGUGUUAUAGCAUAGGAAUUGUUAUCUUGUGGUUUUGUGUGUUUAGUUUCCUUGGUUGAACGCUGUACUAUUUUAUGUGCCAAAAAUCUAAUCCAGCGCUUUAACAACAGCACUGCCACCUGUAGACGCCAAGCCACCUCUCCUUAGAGGAAACGAUGUAACAGGACAAGGUUCAAUUCACUCCCUAAAAACAGGAAGUGAAUUUUUCUCAAUGCUCAAGUUCAAGAAAAGAUAGUAAAACUUUGGCACAAGACAUUAACCAGCAAAAGGAGCAAUAACUGAUAUUCAAGAAAGAGCUAUAAUUAGUGAUUUAAUUGUUGUUUUAUAGGCAUUUUUUGAUAUAAUGACUCAACAUUUCUUAAAAGUCCCAAAUCUGGAUUGACCCCUGUCUUGUUACUGGACUACUUCACUGAAGCCAUACAGAUUCAAAUGCGACAUUGCUUGCUAUCUUCAUGCAUGAGCCACUAUUUAAACAUCAUAUUAAAGGUCACACUCAACAACACAAAAUGUUAAUUUAACCUGCACAUUGCAGUAAUUUGAAAUGUUUUAAUACUAUUUUGAAAGAUGUUAAUUAUUAAAUUUUGACUUUCAUGACUGAUAGGAUAAUAAUGCAUAAUAACUGUAUGGCUCUAGUGAAGAGUUAUCAAACAAUUUCACAUUUGUUUUAUACUGAAAGAAUUGUUUGGGAUUGUAUUUAUGUCUCUGUUUCUGUCUAAAUAGAGUUUUAUAUUUCCAUGUACCAAAAAAGAUUGUAUAUAAAAUGUCUCAAUGGGA
Messenger RNA from Micropterus dolomieu (smallmouth bass), 3410 nucleotides. RefSeq names its product metalloproteinase inhibitor 4-like. Bases 1047 to 1781 code for a protein of 244 amino acids. Gene Ontology annotation, biological process: negative regulation of membrane protein ectodomain proteolysis; negative regulation of endopeptidase activity. Gene Ontology annotation, molecular function: protease binding; metalloendopeptidase inhibitor activity. Lineage: Eukaryota; Metazoa; Chordata; Actinopteri; Centrarchiformes; Centrarchidae. The transcript is spliced from 6 exons. The record is from RefSeq and is a predicted model, not a curated record. Gene Ontology annotation, cellular component: extracellular matrix.